UUUACUUUUGUUCCGGCUCCGUGGAGCAUUGCACCGAGGUCUCAACAAUCUCUUUCAAUAGCCUUUCUGUUACAUCCCCAUUCUAGAUGACAGCAAGUCUGACUGUCUCAACCGCCAUAUAAAUCCACCAACAUGCCCAAGGUCAAACCACAGAAGCGCAACAGCGCUUCGAAAGCCAAUCCAUAUGCUGACGCUGCGGCCAAAACUAAAGCAGCCAACAGCAUUUUCAAAAUGAAUACGGACCUUGGCCAACAUAUCUUGAAGAACCCCGGUGUCGCGCAACGAAUUGUUGAGAAAGCUGAGCUGAAGCAAAGUGAUGUUGUUCUAGAAAUUGGCCCAGGUACUGGUAAUUUGACAGGCACACCCGCCCAGAAUCGCCUUGAUGUUAUACUUGGAGACGUAAUGAAGACAGAACUCCCGUACUUCGACGUUUGCAUUAGCAACACUCCCUAUCAGAUAUCUUCUCCGCUCACAUUCAAACUUCUCGCGACCUCGCCCGCUCCUCGGGUCUGUAUCCUAAUGUUUCAACGUGAAUUCGCGCUGAGGCUUUUCGCCAAACCGGGCGAUAAGCUUUACAGUCGCCUCUCCGUCAAUGCUCAGAUGUGGGCUAAGAUCGACCACAUCAUGAAGGUUGGAAAGAAUAACUUCAAACCCCCUCCGCUGGUUGAGUCCAGUGUAGUCCGAUUAGUCCCCAAGAACCCCAGACCUCAAAUCAACUAUGAUGAAUGGGACGGACUUUUGAGAAUCCUUUUCGUUCGGAAGAACAAGACAAUCCGAUCAAGUUUUCUCGGAAAGUCCACCGUGAUGGACAUGCUGGAAGCUAACUAUCGGACAUGGUGUGCACAAAAUGACAUUCCAGUCGAGGACGGGCCAGCGGACGAGACCGCGGCAGAUGCGAUGGACACGGGCAAUGUGGAAGAUGAAGAUGACGAGGAUGAGGUUGAAGAGGUCAUGGAUGUGGAUGAUGAAGAUGACGUGCCGGACUUUUUCAAAGAGCAGGAAAAUGCCCGUAUACAAGAGGCGCUAAAGGGUCGGUCAAGCCGUAAGAAGAGAGGAAAGGUUGGAGAGCUGGUUCGAGAGAAGGUUCGGCAGGUACUGGAAGACGAAACAGGGCUUGCAGAUAAACGUGCAAGGAUGUGCGAUGAAAACGAUUUUCUGAAGUUGUUGUGGGCGUUCAACCAGAAAGGCUUCCAUUUCACUUAAUUCCACAGCUGGUGAGAAAGAUGCGCAUACCAUUCUUGGGAUUUCA
Aspergillus homomorphus CBS 101889 is the source of this 1249-nucleotide messenger RNA. Its product is annotated as dimethyladenosine transferase. NCBI's taxonomy places the organism in Eukaryota, Fungi, Ascomycota, Eurotiomycetes, Eurotiales, Aspergillaceae. Bases 133 to 1203 code for a protein of 356 amino acids. The record is from RefSeq and is a predicted model, not a curated record. Gene Ontology annotation, biological process: rRNA methylation. The transcript is spliced from 5 exons. Gene Ontology annotation, molecular function: rRNA (adenine-N6,N6-)-dimethyltransferase activity. Gene Ontology annotation, cellular component: mitochondrial matrix.